UGUCCGAAAUACAUGGGCGGCGGCCAAGAAGGCCUAUUUAAACCUAUGUCCAGCAGCUGUAAAGCCACAAGACACGAUGGUUGCGUGGACAGAUGAAGAGCGCGCUGCGAUACAGGGUGUAUUCGCCAAACUCGACUACGAGUCGGUAGGCCUAGAGAGCUUGACGAGAUGCUUGGUCGUUUACCCUUGGACUCGACGGUACUUUGGUGGGUUUGGAAACCUUUUUAACGCUGAGGCAAUCAUGGCUAACCCAAAUGUCGCAGCUCACGGAGUGGUAGUACUUCAAGGAUUGGAGAAAGCUCUCAAAAACAUGGAUGAUAUCAAGAACACCUACGCUUCCCUGAGCGAGCUUCACUCACUGAAACUUCAAGUCGAUCCAGGCAAUUUCCAGCUCUUAGGUGACUGCCUGACCGUGGUGAUCGCUACACGCCUGAGGACUGAGUUCACCCCAUACAUCCAAGCUGCGUGGCAGAAGUUCCUGUCUGUUGUUGUGUCAGCCCUGUCAAGGCAGUAUCACUGAAAUUAUCUUGUACUGAA
Molecule: messenger RNA, 537 nt
Organism: Labeo rohita (rohu)
Lineage: Eukaryota; Metazoa; Chordata; Actinopteri; Cypriniformes; Cyprinidae
Gene: hbbe3
Product: hemoglobin beta embryonic-3
Exons: 3
Coding region: 77-520 (147 amino acids)
Biological process (GO): hydrogen peroxide catabolic process; oxygen transport
Cellular component (GO): blood microparticle; haptoglobin-hemoglobin complex; hemoglobin complex
Molecular function (GO): heme binding; oxygen binding; organic acid binding
Source: RefSeq, a predicted model, not a curated record